AUGUCUGUCGCUGUCCCUCCGGGCUCGCCUGCUCCCACGCUGCAGAAGUUGGAGAAGAAGCCUGUCAAGUUCUCCAACUUGCUCCUGGGAGCUGGUCUCAACAUGUUCGAGGUCACCACGUUGGGCCAGCCUCUCGAGGUCAUCAAGACCACGAUGGCUGCCAACCGUGGUGAUGGCUUCUCAACCGCCCUUGGACGUAUUUGGGGUCGCGGUGGCGUACUCGGCUUUUACCAAGGACUUAUCCCCUGGGCAUGGAUUGAGGCCUCUACCAAGGGAGCUGUUCUGCUCUUUGUAGCGUCGGAAGCCGAAUACUACGCCCGCUCGUACGGCGCGUCUGAGUUCGGAGGUGGCAUUGCUGGUGGCGUGACGGGUGGUGUUGCACAGGCAUACGCAACCAUGGGUUUCUGCACCUGCAUGAAGACGGUCGAGAUCACCAAGCACAAGAUGGCAGCCUCGGGUCAGGCUCCCCAGGGCACAUGGGCCACCUUCAUGGACAUCUACCGCCGCGAGGGUAUCCGCGGCAUCAACAAGGGUGUCAACGCCGUGGCGAUCAGGCAGAUGACCAACUGGGGAUCGCGCUUCGGUCUCUCUCGUCUGGCGGAGCAGGGUAUCCGGGACGUCACCGGCAAGAAGCACGGCGAGAAGCUUAGCGCUUGGGAGAAGAUUCUUGCAUCCUCUCUCGGCGGUGGCUUGAGUGCGUGGAACCAGCCUAUCGAGGUCAUCCGUGUGGAGAUGCAGAGCAAGAAGGACGACCCCAACCGACCCAAGAAGAUGACUGUCGGCAACACCUUCAAGUACAUCUACCAGACCAACGGCAUCAAGGGUCUCUACCGUGGUGUGACACCGCGUAUUGGUCUCGGUGUCUGGCAAACCGUCUGCAUGGUUGCCCUUGGUGAUAUGGCCAAGACCUAUGUCGAGAAGUUGACCGGUGACAAGGUCACCGCGAAGCACUAA
Molecule: messenger RNA, 954 nt
Organism: Pyricularia pennisetigena
Lineage: Eukaryota; Fungi; Ascomycota; Sordariomycetes; Magnaporthales; Pyriculariaceae
Exons: 3
Coding region: 1-954 (317 amino acids)
Biological process (GO): alpha-ketoglutarate transport; mitochondrial citrate transmembrane transport
Cellular component (GO): mitochondrion
Molecular function (GO): tricarboxylate secondary active transmembrane transporter activity
Source: RefSeq, a predicted model, not a curated record